This is a messenger RNA of Eublepharis macularius, 1305 nucleotides long. It is a transcript of the gene TBXT, whose product is annotated as T-box transcription factor T. Bases 1 to 1305 code for a protein of 434 amino acids. The record is from RefSeq and is a predicted model, not a curated record. The transcript has 8 exons. Gene Ontology annotation, cellular component: nucleus. Lineage: Eukaryota; Metazoa; Chordata; Lepidosauria; Squamata; Eublepharidae. Gene Ontology annotation, biological process: mesoderm formation; regulation of transcription by RNA polymerase II; somitogenesis. Gene Ontology annotation, molecular function: RNA polymerase II cis-regulatory region sequence-specific DNA binding; DNA-binding transcription factor activity, RNA polymerase II-specific.
AUGACUUCUCCGGGCACGGACAGUUCAGGCAAGAGCUUGCAGUACCGGGUGGAUCAUCUGCUGAGCGCCGUAGAGAACGAGCUGCAGGCGGGCAGCGAGAAGGGAGAUCCCACCGAGAGAGAGUUGCGAGUCACCCUGGAAGACAGCGAGCUAUGGCUACGCUUCAAGGAGCUCACCAACGAGAUGAUCGUGACUAAGAACGGCAGGCGGAUGUUCCCGGUGCUGAAGGCAAGCGUGUCCGGGCUCGACCCCAACGCCAUGUACUCCUUCUUACUGGACUUCGUGGCCGCCGACAACCACCGCUGGAAGUACGUCAACGGGGAGUGGGUGCCGGGAGGCAAGCCCGAGCCGCAGGCUCCGAGCUGCGUCUACAUCCAUCCCGACUCGCCCAAUUUUGGCGCGCACUGGAUGAAGGCGCCCGUCUCCUUCAGCAAGGUCAAACUCACCAAUAAGCUCAACGGGGGCGGCCAGAUCAUGUUGAAUUCCUUGCACAAAUAUGAGCCUAGGAUUCAUAUAGUGAGAGUUGGUGGCCCUCAGCGGAUGAUCACCAGCCACUCUUUCCCGGAGACUCAGUUUAUAGCUGUGACAGCUUACCAAAAUGAAGAGAUAACGGCUUUAAAAAUUAAGUAUAACCCCUUUGCAAAAGCUUUUCUUGAUGCAAAAGAAAGAAGUGAUCACAAAGACAUGAUGGAUGAAGUGGGAGAUGGUCAACAGUCAGGUUAUCCCCAAUUAGGUGGUUGGCUGAUUCCUGGAACUGGUACACUGUGUCCUCCUGCCAACCCUCACUCUCAGUUUGGAGCAUCUCUGUCGCUCUCACCUGCUCACAGUUGUGAAAGGUACUCAUCACUGAGGAAUCACCGUCCAGCUCCUUACCCAAAUCCCUAUGCUCACAGGAACAGUUCUCCAACCUACGGUGACAAUUCUUCAGCCUGCCUUUCUGUGCUCCAAUCCCAUGACAACUGGUCCACUUUAGGAGUUCCACCUCCAACAAGUAUGCUGCCCAUGAGUCACAGCACCGGCCCGCCAACUAGUUCCAGCCAGUAUCCCAACUUGUGGUCUGUGAGCAACAGCACCAUCUCCCCUGUUUCUCAAUCAGGUGGGAUGUCUAAUGGGAUAGGAUCUCAGUUUCUGCGAGGUUCUACAACCCACUACCCCACCCUACCUCAUUCAGUCACCACCACUUCCUCCGGCUCUCCACUGUAUGACAGUGGAACAUCUACAGACAUUGCUGACAAUCAGUACGACACAUCUGUGCAUGCUAGACUUGCAUCCACAUGGACUCCAGUCACAACUCCUUCUAUGUAG